This is a messenger RNA of Lepisosteus oculatus (spotted gar), 3323 nucleotides long. RefSeq names its product centrosomal protein 63 (gene cep63). Lineage: Eukaryota; Metazoa; Chordata; Actinopteri; Semionotiformes; Lepisosteidae. Gene Ontology annotation, biological process: de novo centriole assembly involved in multi-ciliated epithelial cell differentiation; centriole replication. Gene Ontology annotation, cellular component: centriole. The record is from RefSeq and is a predicted model, not a curated record.
UCGUGGUGAGUUUUUCCAAUUUUCGUUUGAGUUAUUUUAUCCUUCCGGGGCCCGGCAAAAGAGCCCCACUCAAGAGCUUAUUGUCUGCUACAGAGGACAGAAAUCAGCAGGCGCGACGCUUCCGAGACCCACCAUGUUUUCCCAUGAUGCCUUCUUCGUACAGAGCUGUAAACAUUUGAACUCGCCAGAGCUGUUCGGGACUGCGUGUAGCCGGAUGGCAAGUUUGAGAGCUGACGGAAAAAGACGAUAACGUUUUAUUCUGAAGGCAUUUUUUUUUUAAAUGAGCACGACACCUUUUGUGAGCUGAGCUUGCGAUAUCGUAAGGGAGACUGGCGAAAAGAGAGAAGAAGCGGCCCCCUGUAUUUUUUUAACCAUGGAAACAACUGGACGCAGUUAAGACUCUGGUUGUAUUUUUGACCUCUCUAAGCGGCAACCAGAUGCCCUACUGGCAUUAAUGUGAAAUGGAGGCCUUUUGGGGGACGCUACAGGAUGAAACUGCAAGACAAAGAGGGAGUUCAGGCAGAAACCACACGGGCAGGUGCGUGGAGAGGCUGGAAUCAGCGUUCUCUCUCCUCCCCAGCGCCAUCCUGUCGUCAUGUGAACCGGAGCUCCAGGAGCUGAUGCGUCAGAUCGACAUCAUGGUGGCCCACAAGAGGAGCGAGUGGGAGAGCCAGCACCGGGCCCUGCAGGGGCGGCUGCAGGUUCGAGAGGAGGAGCUCCGUUCUGCCAGGGACGCUCUUGAGCACAAGCACAAGGAGGUGGGAAUGUUCCGACAGCAGCUGCUAGAGGCGCAGAAUGAGAAGCAGGAGCUGGUCUCCAAGUACGAGGAGCAGCUGCAGCGAGUUCAAGAAGAGUUGUCCAAGCUCAAGCGGAGCUACGAGAAGCUGCAACGCCGGCAGCUGAAGGAGGCCAGAGAAGGAGCCAGGAGCCGAGAAGAAGACAGGACGGAACUGAGCAGAUUAAACGGCAAGAUAGAGGAGUUCCGUCAGAAGUCAGCUGAGUGGGAGCAGCAGCGACUCCAGUACCAGAGACAGGUGGCCGCCCUGGAGGCUCAGAGGAAAACGCUGGCUGAGCAGUAUCAGCUUAUGCAGGAGUCGGCUGCCUACCACUCCCAGGUUUCUGGCCGCCAGCAGGAGCAGAGUGAGCUGGCCAUCCAGUCGGAGGUCCAGCGUCUCCGGAGCCAGCUGGAAAGAGCCCAGGACAGACUGCACGCCCAGGAGAUGGAGCUAGAGCGGUUCAGCCUUCUGUGGGAAGAACUGGGAGACUCCAGGAGGGAACUGCAGGUCAGCAGGGUGCUGAGUGAAGAGAAAACCGAACUGAAGGCCACCCUGAACACACAAGAUGAGUUUGUCCGUAGCUCAGGGCUCCAGCAGAAACAGCUCCGUGCUGAGCUGGGCAGGCUGUCUGAGGCCCUGCAGGCUAAAGAGCAUCUUAUCAGGUCUCUUGAAAGCUGCCUACAGAAGCAGGGUAUGUCUGGAGGGCUGGCACCUCUGAGACAGGAUCUGGAGCAGGUUCUAAUUCAGCUCAGUGCUACACGCGCAUGUGAGGGGCACCUGAAAGCAGAGGUGGCUCUGCUUCAGGAAAGCCUUGAAAAGAUGCACAUUCAGUCAGAGGGUCUUAAAGAAGAACUGUAUGGAAAACAGCAGGAACUCCAGCGGAUGGAAGAGGAGCACAACCACUGCGUGGGCGAAAAUAAGAAACUGAGGGAUGAGCUGCAGAGGGCACUGCAGACACAUCGAGGGGAGAUGGAGGGCAUGAAGAAAGAGGUUUCCAAGCUGACGGGCGAGCUUCACCAGAGGGAUAUCACCAUAGCAACUCUGAGCGGCUCUGCCUCCAGCAUUGAGCGCCAGCUCCACGCUGAGGUCGAGAGGACGGAGCACAGGGCAGCCGAACUCAAGGUGGCACAAGUGCAGCUGGAGACCCUGAAGAUGGAGAAUAAGCACCUGACUGAGAUUCUUGAACGCAUGGAAUCCAGGACCUCUAAGAAGACUGAGGGAUCCCUGUCGGCGCUGAGAGACGGCUAUGUGUCCUCUCUGGACAGCCUCGAGCAGCAAAACCUGCAGCUGCGGAAGGACCUGGCUGAGGUGGGUGCCAGGCUGGACACAUCCAUGCAGGCCUGGCAGGAAAAGUACGAGAGGGCACUGGAGCAGAGCCAGAAUAAACUGACCCAGCUGGGCGCUCAAGAGCAGAGGAAAGUCCAGGAGAUGCAGAUGAAACACAUGCAGGAGCUUCAGGACUUGAAAACCAAAAUGCAAGAGACUUCUAUGCAUUAUGAAAAGGAAAUUGAGAACCUCAAACAUCGCCUGCAAGAAGCCAAUCUCAAAGCCUUCCCCAGCCUACCAGAUGGACAGUCUCUGGCCAAUAAGAGUAAUUCACCAACUUCCUCGUCCUCCCAGUCAUUGAAAGGAGACCAGGAAAAAUCUACACGUCCAAGCACAGCGCACAGCAGGAAUGAGGACAGUUCCUCUGACACUGCCUCAGUAAAAUCUCUUGGGUCUGUGGAACAUAAAGAGUUUACACCACUGGAUCCUCUACCUGCCUCGCCCGUGAGUUCUGUUGCCACUCGCUUCCUUGAGGAUGAGAACAAGCGCUCCCAAGACCUGCUCAAACGUCUGGAUGCGCACAUCCAGGACAUGAGAGAGGAUACCACAAAAACAGUGAAAAAGUACCUGGAGAAGGAGGCUGGGUCUUCCUCUGAUUAGAGUCCUGCCUAGUUGUCAUUUAUGUUUACCUUGGAAACCCAAGAGCACCCCAUCAUGGUGCCCAGUCACUGGUUCAUUCCCACAGCCACCUUCCCCUGCUGCAGUUAAUUUGCCACUCUUGAUGGACUGCAAAUGCUGUUCAUGAAGUGAUGCUAUCUGGGUCUCCUACAGUAAAUCAGGGGCAGGCGGCAAAGAGACUAGGGAUACACAUAUAUAUGUAUGUAUGAAUAAUUAAAUAAGACAUCCUGUGCAGACAAACCUCUCAACAGAAGCAUUGCACUGCCUCUAUAUUUUUAUACAAAACUGACCUCCUUUACUACUUUUUAAUAUUAUUAGAGAACAGGAAGGUAGUCUGCACCUGAUGUGUAAUUUGGUUUUUAAAGUAAUCGUCAGUGGAGCAGACAAUGUCCUGCACUUUCAUAGAAGAGCGCAACAUCUCUUGGAGCACUUAUUUUUUUAUUGUCAACUCUUGUCAUGUCUGUACCUUUAUUUCAUUCUUUUUUAAUGGUGAUUUUCUCUGUGUUUUCUUUGUCAAAGGUCAGUGGAAGGUGCUAUUGUGUAUUAAGAGAUGUAGUAAAUAUUUUUGUACCUGUAAAUUAAACGUUUUAUAUGUUUCACUGA